This is a messenger RNA of Batrachochytrium dendrobatidis JAM81, 429 nucleotides long. RefSeq lists its product as uncharacterized. The record is from RefSeq and is a predicted model, not a curated record. NCBI's taxonomy places the organism in Eukaryota, Fungi, Chytridiomycota, Chytridiomycetes, Rhizophydiales. Bases 1 to 429 code for a protein of 142 amino acids. The transcript has a single exon.
AUGAUUGAAAUAAUAACUGGUGAAGAACAAGAAAAGCAUUAUCCAGUAUUUACAAAUCUUCAGGCACAUGUAUUACAAGAAGGAAGACAAAAACUACGGUAUUUUGUAUCUGUAAAAAGGUUUUAUGAACCUAACAGCAAAUUUAUUUUAAUGACAACAUUAAAUCAAAAUGAAGCUACUUUUAGUAUUCCUGGAAUGUCCAUGACUAACUACUUUCCUAAUAUUGGAGAAAUAGGCGGACAAGCAAUCAACGGCUUUUUCCGUUCCACCGAAGGCGGUGUCCAUAAAGGAUUUAGGAUUGAAUUAAUAUUUACAAAACAGAGUGAUAAACCUGCUUUUAUUUCUUUAUACCAUGCUAAGACUGAAACUAAUUUCGAACCAAUUCCAACCACCCCAAUUAGUUCCAUUGAAGACUUACCAAGAUUAUAA